AUGGUGGAUGUUUCGAUUCUAGAGAGGCAGGAAGCUGAAAACAGUCUUGCUACUUUCAUCUACUUCCUCCUCCUUGGAUGCGGAGCACUUACGCCAUGGAACUCCCUCGUCUCCGCCGUCGAUUUCUUCAGCACUCUGUUUUCUCAAUAUGACGUCGCGGAUGCGUUCGCCAUUGCGAAUUUUUCUGCCAGUCUUUUCUUCUUCCUGCUACAGCUCAAGUGGUUCCGAUGCUUCCAGGCGAAGGCUUACAUCUGCCUGUUCUUGUACUUUGCCGUUCUGUCUUUCCCGAUGUAUCAGGCAUGGCGAUACACUGAGCCCUUCCAGGAAGCGUCUGUGGACCAGGCUUUGCAGUUCGCUCUAUUGGUAGGUUUGGUUGGCGUGGCCGGAGGAGCAGGAGCAGGGCUGCAGACAGUGUUCUUCAGCCUCUCCGGGCAGGUAGGUAGCACGUACACCGGGGCCUUCAUGAACGGGCAGGCAGUUGCGGGAUUGUUGACUUCUACAUGCCGCAUCCUGUCCAAGGUUUGGUUCGACGAUCUGCCUCCUUUCGACGCCCUGCGCACCAGCUCCAUCAUCUACUUCAUCUCCUCCCUCGUUGUUGUUCUCCUGUGCACCCUGUCGUUCUUCAGCUUGCUGCGGAUGCCGAUGGUGCGGCAGAGUCGAUCCCAUGCGCAGAAUCUGAGGGAGGACGCUCUGGAUGACGAGGAGAGAGAGAUCUUAGUACCUGAGGAAGGCCUUCCUCCUCCUCCUCCUCCUGCUUCUCAAGACGCAUCCGUCAUUGAUGUCUUCCGCAAAGUCCACCCGUCCGCCAUCGGAGUUCUCUUCGUCUUUUGGCUCACCAUCAGCCUCUUUCCUGGCAUCACCACCAAGAUCCCAUGCGCAGGUCAGGACGAUCGCAACUGGAUGCCCAUCCUCCUUAUCGCCAUGUACAACGUGGGAGACUUGGCGGGCCGAGUGGCUGGAGGGCACCUCUGCUAUCUCCUCUCCGAGCGUUUCCUUCUCAGCUUCGCUGUCCUUCGUGUUGCCCUCAUCCCUUUGUUCCUCCUCCUCCAGCGAAGUCCCCUGGUCCUCGCUCCUUUCCACAACGAGUCAGCUUUCCUUGCCGUCUGCCUCCUGGCAGUAUCGAAUGGAUUCGCGGCAACCAUCUUCUUGAUCAAGGGGCAGGAGCGAGUGUCAACAGGUCCUCAGCGGGAUACGGCUUCAACGCUGCUGGCGCUGUGCAUGGUGACGGACCUCGUGACUGACCUCGUGACCCCGUGA
Molecule: messenger RNA, 1257 nt
Organism: Guillardia theta CCMP2712
Lineage: Eukaryota; Cryptophyceae; Pyrenomonadales; Geminigeraceae
Exons: 4
Coding region: 1-1257 (418 amino acids)
Biological process (GO): nucleoside transmembrane transport
Cellular component (GO): plasma membrane
Molecular function (GO): nucleoside transmembrane transporter activity
Source: RefSeq, a predicted model, not a curated record